AUGAACGUUUCCGAGACACGUCAAUCAUCCAUUAUGGUGGCCGUUAGGGUUAGGCCGUUUAGUUCAGAGGAGGCUGCACGUUUAAUAAAAGAUGAAAAUGAUCAUAACAAUUAUCCUUCUAUGAAUGAUUCGUUACUAACAUUGCCUAAUGUUGAUAACAAUAAUACCAUGACAGACAAGAAUGAAUCUGUAACUAAAAAGUACUUGUUGAAAAGAAAUGCAAUCAGAAAAAUUGUCGAUUGUGUAGAUGAUAAAAUGCUUAUAUUUGAUCCUGCAGAUACUAAUCCGUUAAACAAACUUAGUGAUAAUGUAUUGAAUGCAAUGUACUCAAAAAGACAAACGGGUCGCAGAAAUUUAAGACGUGGGGGCGGUGAGUUGAAGUUUGUUUUCGAUAAAUUAUUUGAUGAAACUGCAAACCAAACUAAUGUAUAUAAUUCAACUACCAGCAGUUUACUAGAUUCUGUUUUGGAUGGAUUUAACGGCACAGUGUUUGCUUAUGGAGCCACGGGAUGUGGUAAGACGUUUACAAUUAGUGGAACCCCAGAACAGCCAGGUAUCAUAUUUUUAACAAUGGAUGAAUUAUUUAAAAGAAUUGAAAGUUUGAAAGAUACGAAGAAUAUCGAACUUACUCUAUCAUAUCUUGAGAUCUAUAAUGAAACAAUAAGGGAUCUUUUGAAUCCUAAUGUGUCAUCAAAAAAAUUAGUCAUUAGAGAAGAUAGUGAUCAAAAAAUAACAGUAUCGAAUUUAUCUCAUCACAAGCCUCAAACUGUUCAAGAAGUUAUGGAUUUUGUGAUAAGAGGUAAUAUGAAUAGGACAACAUCACCAACAGAUGCCAAUGAAACAUCUUCGAGAUCACAUGCUGUUUUACAGAUUCAUAUAGCACAAACAGAUCGAACACCGGAUUUAAUUUCUAAUUCAACUUUCGCCACUCUUUCGAUUAUAGAUUUAGCUGGUAGUGAGCGCGCUGCUUCUACUAAAAACAGGGGAGAGAGGUUAAUAGAAGGCGCUAAUAUUAAUAAAUCAUUACUGGCGUUAGGAAAUUGUAUUAAUGCACUAUGUAUAAGUGAUGGAACACGCAGGACGUGUCACGUUCCAUACAGAGAUUCAAAAUUGACCAGAUUAUUAAAAUUUUCCUUAGGUGGCAAUUGCAAAACAGUAAUGAUUGUUUGUAUAUCACCAAGCAGCACACAUUAUGAUGAGACCCUGAAUACACUUACCUACGCAAACAGAGCUAAAGAUAUAAAGACGAAAAUUAUACGAAAUCAACAAUCUUUGAAUAGACAUGUGGGCUCUUACCUAAAAAUGAUCACAGAACAGAAAAAAGAAAUUCAAGAAUUAAGACACAGAGAAAAUAAUAUGAUAGAUUUGCAUCUUAAAAAGUAUAAAUUAGGUAGGGAGAAAGUUGAGUUAGCGAUUGAAGAUUGUAUUCAAAAAAUUAAAAAUUCAUUAUUACAAACACCAAAAUUUCAAAAUACAAGAAUUAUCAAGUCUUUAAUUUUAUGUAAAAGGCGCUUACUUCAAUUAGUAAAUCUAGAAAUUAGUGAAGUUUUGGAAGCAGUUGAAGAUUGGACCGAUGUGGCAAUUGUUGAGAAUUGCCGCAUAAUUCAAGAACAAUUAAAUAAAAAGACUAAAGAACUAGAGGAACAAUUUGAUACUCCAGCAGAACUUGAAAUUAUAAUUGAAAAUGCAAAAACAAUCGAGAAACAGAGAUUAUCUGAAAUGGAAUUUUGGGAUCCUGCCAAUGAUGCUUAUAAUUUUGAUAUCAAGUUAAAUUAUAUAGCAGAAUUGAUUAGAAAUGAUAUUCUAGUCAAAGCGUCGAUGUUUACAGAAAGUUUAUUUGAAAACAGGAAAUUAAUCUCCAAAUUUAAAUUCUUAAGUAAAUGUCUGUCAUCAAAGCAAGAUAUCCAUGAGUGUCUAAAAGAUCUAUUGGAUAUUGACAAAGAGUUUGAUAUAUUUGGGAAAGAAUUAAUGUCAUACGAAAAUUCUAAUAUAACUGGAUUUUCUGACUUUGAAAAUAGAAUCUCUAAAGCAAAUGAUUAUACCAAGACGUCAAUAGUUUCGGAAGCAAAUAACGUUCCUCCAGUGAACAUAACAAAUUUAAAAAAUAGUCCGACGGUUGCAAAUAAAAUUGUAACGCAUAAUAACUCUGAGACACCUCCCAGCAUUUCUAAGUUUCCCAAUAAACUUAAAUAUAAUAAAUAUUCAUCACCAUUAUCUGAAAAGAAGAAAAUUACUGCAGCAAAAAGAAUUAGUAAGAAUGAAAACGGUGGAAACAGUAAUAGUAAUUCUCCAUCGCCUAAAAAUAUUAACAAGAUAAAAAAUCCAAUCUUAUCGUUUAAAGAGGGCGCAAGUAAUAUAAAUGUCAACAGUUCCAAAAAUAAUGUUCUAAAUAUACACAAUAGUGUCAUGACCAAACCAUUUAACUUGAAAUCUAGAAUGUCAUUAGAUCCACAAGAUAGUACCUUUGGUGAACCUGACGUAAGCAUGCAAGAUAUCUAUCCAAACAAUAAAAGUUCAAAUUUAUUUCAUAGCGAGAAUGAGUGA
This is a messenger RNA of Tetrapisispora phaffii CBS 4417, 2544 nucleotides long. It is a transcript of the gene KIP3, whose product is annotated as tubulin-dependent ATPase KIP3. Gene Ontology annotation, cellular component: nucleus; mitotic spindle astral microtubule; kinesin complex. The record is from RefSeq and is a predicted model, not a curated record. Gene Ontology annotation, biological process: microtubule-based movement; microtubule depolymerization; mitotic sister chromatid segregation. The coding region runs from base 1 to 2544 and encodes 847 amino acids. The transcript has a single exon. Gene Ontology annotation, molecular function: ATP binding; ATP hydrolysis activity; microtubule binding. Lineage: Eukaryota; Fungi; Ascomycota; Saccharomycetes; Saccharomycetales; Saccharomycetaceae.